GAAGAUGUUCUGGUUUUAUCUACCCCUCCAUCUUCUCAUGGUGGCUUGCUUGUGUCAUUCCAUAAAAGCACCCACCACCAGAUCUCAACAGAGCCUCAAGACUGAUCUCUUCAAUUUCUACCACUCCCCGAUACUUGCUGAUGGUAAGGAAACUACAGUUCACCUGCUGAAGGAUAUACCUAAAAGGUACUACUUUGCUUUGGAGGAAGGUAGGGCGCUCGCACCCUUCACAGUAACAGUGACCCCCUGCGACGUUCCCAUCGAAUGGAGCAUACUUGCGUACAAGGCCUCAGCAAGCUUCCUGGGAAAAGCAGCACGAGGUGGUCAUGAUACACAAGAAGUCUCCAAAUCUCAGAAGUCUCCAAGCAUGGUGUCCACCAUUUUUAACUAUAAGGGAAAUUCUGUAGAGACUUACAUGGGUAUGUCUUCUCAUUCUGCCCUUUACAUGCUUGAGUUCUUAUCCACCGAGCGAGACACACACAUUACAGUCUACUUAACUACUGACACAACAUCUGGGCACCUCUAUCCAGAGCUUCCAAUGGAUCCACGCAUAGAUGUUGUUGGCAUUGGGCAUACAACAGUCACUCUGACCUGGAAACACAGCCCCUCUGUCUUGCAACACACAGAAAACAUCCAGUACUGUCUCUUAGUUAAUGAAAAGCACAACUACAAGAGCUUAUGUGCUGCUGAGACAGCAAUCAGAUCCUCUGGAAUGAAACUGCCACCUACACUAGGUUUGUCUCUCUCUCCAUACCUUCUUGAACCACAACAGGUGAUGAUAUUGUCCAACAGUGAACUGAGUAUCAUCAACAAAGUGAGUAGUGGUGAAGUCAGGCAGGUAUGCAUGGGUACCAAGAACACUUACACAGUGCCCAGUCUCAGUCCCAGCACUCAGUAUUACUUUGAUGUUUUUGUUGUCAAUCUCCUCACAAAUGCCAGCGCUGCUUACACUGGGACAUUUGCAAGGACCCUGGAAGAACCUGAACCUAAGGUGAUGGAGCUGAAAGAUGGGAAAGUUAUUCAGGUUGUCUUGGAUGGGAAAAAACAGAAACUCUACAGCCUACAGUACCAGGCGAGGCACAAGAAAAUACAAUUCACCUUCCAGUUGUGUCGUGGCCAGGUACAGGUUCACAUAACAAAGAAUGGUAAAACAGUGGCUCUGGAAAACAUCUCAGGACUGAGAUAUUUCUCACUGAAAGGAAAGCUACUGGAUAGAUAUGUGGUGCAGCUGAGGUCCACAGAGCAAUCCAACUCUUCUGUGAAAAUCCAAGUUUCCCCUCACUUUCACAAGCCCUUAUUCCCACUUCUUCCAGAGAGCUUAAAAAUCAAGUCCUUCAGUAAACUGAGGACCUGCAACUCUGUCACCAUUGCCUGGCUGGGAACGCAAGAGGAGAGCAAGUACUGCAUAUACAAGAAAAAACUUGAAGAAGACCAGAUGUGGAUGGAACUUCAGAGCGUGGACAGAUGCUCCGGGCCUGAAUCUCGGCACAAGUCAGAGAAAGUGCUUUGCAAGUACUUCUAUGAUGUAAACGUCCAGCGAGCUGUCACCACUGAGACCAUCAAAGGGCUGGAUGCGGGGACACUUUACAUGUUUGAUGUUUAUCUCUUUGGGCCAUCUGGCAUUCCCAUCAGAUAUCACAGCAAAGUUGUGAAGACCAGAAAAAAGUGCUGAAGGUUUUCAAAGAAAUGUUUUGAAGUGAGUGAGUGAAGACUUAUCAACAUCUCUGCCAGCCCACGCCAUAGCCUGUGCAGUUUAAAAUAUGCUGGUACACAAAAAGUUUUACAGUCGUGAGUUCCUAUGGAGGAAACAUCUUAGUUGUCUAGAUGAUUACACUUAUUUUUACAGCUGCUCUCCUGUAUACUGUUCUUGUUUGUUUGGUUGGUUGUUUUUUUCUUUUUCCUCUUCAGCUGUCUCAUUCAGAUAUCAAAAACAGACCUGUGGAACAAAUCCACGCACAUGGAAAUAAAAUACCCACGACAGCAGCCAUGGGAAAUAGAUUGGUUACCUAAAGCACUUCUGAAAUCCAAUACAGAAGUGAUGGGAAAUGCCUCUCGAGAAACACACAUCAUUACUUUAAAGGCCCAGAAAGUUUUCCACUUUGUAUAACUUCAUAGCUAAUGAAGAAUUGAGAUACCCCACAAGUCAAGCUGCUCUUAAGAAACUGAACUUCCCUGCUGCUUGUACAGGGGUGGAGAUAAAAAGAUCUUACAAGGCAGUUGAACUGGUGUAAAGCUCCACACUUCUAAGUAAAGUAGGCUGACAUACAUCUUCCCCUAUGACCUGCAUGUUUGCUUGGCCUUCAUUUCUAGAAACAACUGUGCUUGCUUAGAAGUGGACAAAAUGGAAUAGAGUCUGGGUCCAGCUUUUCUGUGGGCUAUACAAACGCUCUGCUGUGCUUCUGCCCAUUGAGGAAAGCAGCAAGUAAGGAAGCUUGCCAUGGAAAGGAGGUUUUUAAUCUAAAGUCUCUUAUAUCAAGCCUCUGUCUAUCACCAUGGGACUCCUGAGUGUAAUAUGUACUCACUCUUGACAUCCUUAACCCAGCCUGUAUCAACAAAUGCAUUGCUUUAGGAAAAAUUAAAUGUGGUUUCUAUUAAGUAACAUGGAAGGAAAAUAUUUGUAGUAAAAAUCCCCACAAGCUUU
Pogoniulus pusillus (Red-fronted tinkerbird) is the source of this 2641-nucleotide messenger RNA. RefSeq names its product protein NDNF-like. Lineage: Eukaryota; Metazoa; Chordata; Aves; Piciformes; Lybiidae. The coding region runs from base 5 to 1672 and encodes 555 amino acids. The transcript is spliced from 3 exons. Gene Ontology annotation, molecular function: heparin binding; protein binding. The record is from RefSeq and is a predicted model, not a curated record.